Sphenostylis stenocarpa is the source of this 2451-nucleotide messenger RNA. The record is from the annotation of a GenBank genome assembly. NCBI's taxonomy places the organism in Eukaryota, Viridiplantae, Streptophyta, Magnoliopsida, Fabales, Fabaceae.
AUGGAUGAUUCGUCCAAUUCAUGUGUGAGGAAGGCUAUAGGAGGCAGUUGGCUCUCUGUAAGUCAAGGAAUUUCAGAGGAUACAUCUGAUCUUGUAUCAGGUUUUGCAACAAUUGGGGAUGGGUUGAGUGAAUCAGUUGAUUAUCCAAAUGAAUAUUGGGACUCUGAUGAAUAUGAUGAUGAUGAAGACGUUGGGUACAUGAGACAACCCAUUGAGGAUGAGGCCUGGUUUUUGGCCCAUGAAAUUGAUUACCCCAGUGAUAAUGAAAAGGGGACAGGGCAUGGAAGUGUUCCAGAUCCUCAAGAAAGAGGUACAGCCAAAGAUGAGGAGGAUGAUCAAUCUUUUGCUGAGGAGGAUUCUUAUUUCUCUGGUGAGCAAUAUAUUCUACCAAAAAAUGUUGAGCCGGUCACUUCAGACGAUCCUAUUGGUCUAACGAUUACUGAAAUUUAUGGAAGAACCAAUGGUGAUGAUGUAAUGACUCAAUAUGACACACAACUGAUGGACAUUGAAGAACUGAAUCUGAUGCAUAUGGAACCUGUCAGGCAGGGCUUUGUCACUCACCAAAAUGACCUCAUCAUGCUGGGAGAUGGGAAGGCUCUGACUCAUAGUGCAAGGCCACGAAUUGAGGAUGUGGAAGAUGAUCAACAUGGUUCUGUUAGAUCAAUUGGAGUGGGGAUCAACAGUGAUGCUGCUGAUAUUGGUAGUGAAGUGCAUGGAAGUUUGAUUGGUGGUAGUAGUGAGGGGGAUUUAGAAUAUUUUCGUGAUCAUGAUAUGCACAAUGACUCCAAACGCACUUAUCAGGAUUUGGAUAAGAGUUCUAGCAACAAAUCAAUAAAAAAUAAUAAGAUAACUGACAAGAAUGAAUCAAAUAAAUAUGUCAUAGACAGUGAUAUGUAUGCAUGCUCACAGAUAAAAACACAUACCGAUGGGAACUUUUCAUUUCCCCAAUCUGUUAGAGAUGGCCAGAUAGAUCAGGCUGGUUCCAGUAAGUCUGUAUGGGAGAGUAGUUGUAAUGUAGAUGAAACUGAAGAGUGUCUUAAUGCCUUUGUGGGCUCUGAUGACAUGCUUUCAUCUUGGAGGCGGAAGAGUAUUGAUUCUUCGCCUGUAAAAAGUUCUAGGGGUGAGAAUAAUGCUAUUGUGGUAAGAUCCAGAAAUUCUUCUCCAACUACAGUCUCAAAUUACGGGUAUACGGAUGGGGAACAUGUCAAAUUAGAAAAAGAUGAAAAGAAUAGUGUUGUAAGGGAAGACGAUAUAGGUGCAUCACUAGAAGAUGAAGAGGCAGCUGCUGUGCAAGAGCAGGUACGGCAAAUAAAGGCCCAGGAGGAGGAAUUUGAAACUUUCAAUCUAAAGAUUGUGCACAGGAAAAACAGAACUGGCUUUGAGGAGGACAAGAAUUUUCAUGUUGUUUUAAAUUCCGUAAUAGCUGGGCGGUAUCAUGUCACUGAGUAUCUUGGGUCUGCUGCAUUUAGCAAAGCUAUACAAGCUCAUGACCUGCACACAGGCAUGGAUGUUUGUGUUAAAAUUAUAAAGAACAACAAAGACUUCUUUGAUCAAAGCCUUGAUGAGAUCAAGCUUCUUAAGUAUGUCAACAAGCAUGAUCCUUCAGACAAGUUCCACCUUCUAAGAUUGUAUGAUUAUUUCUAUUAUAGAGAACAUUUGUUAAUAGUAUGUGAACUGCUUAAAGCCAACUUAUAUGAGUUUCAUAAGUUUAACCGAGAAUCAGGGGGGGAAGUGUAUUUCACUAUGCCGAGGUUGCAGUCAAUCACCAUUCAGUGUUUGGAAGCACUGCAAUUUUUGCACAGUCUUGGACUAAUACAUUGUGACUUGAAGCCAGAGAAUAUUUUGGUUAAAAGCUAUAGCAGAUGUGAAGUGAAGGUCAUUGAUCUUGGAAGUAGUUGUUUUGAGACAGAUCACCUUUGUUCGUAUGUUCAGUCCAGGUCUUAUCGUGCUCCUGAAGUUAUUUUGGGGCUUCCAUAUGAUAAGAAGAUUGAUAUCUGGUCACUUGGAUGCAUCUUGGCAGAACUUUGUACUGGCAAUGUUCUCUUCCAAAAUGAUUCUCCUGCAACAUUACUUGCUCGGGUGAUCGGGAUCAUUGGCCCAAUUGAUCAAAGUUUACUUGCCAAAGGACGGGAUACAUAUAAGUACUUCACAAAAAACCAUAUGCUUUAUGAACGGAAUCAGGAAAGCAACAGAUUAGAAUACUUGAUUCCCAAAAAGACAUCAUUGAGGCAUAGAUUACCCAUGGGAGACCAAGGCUUCAUAGACUUUGUUGCACAUUUGCUCGAGGUUAUAGCUUCUACGUUAUUAGAUCUUGCACGGGGUUUGAUACCAAGUUGGAAGCACCAGUUAAAAGCAAAGCUGGUGGCAAUGUGUGAGACUCACUCAACACUUGCAAAUUUCCUUUAUUUUGGGUUGGAAGCAACCAAAGUGUAUCUUGAUGGUGUCGUGUAG